Molecule: messenger RNA, 4249 nt
Organism: Nicotiana tabacum (common tobacco)
Lineage: Eukaryota; Viridiplantae; Streptophyta; Magnoliopsida; Solanales; Solanaceae
Product: cellulose synthase-like protein D5
Biological process (GO): cellulose biosynthetic process
Cellular component (GO): membrane
Molecular function (GO): cellulose synthase (UDP-forming) activity
Source: RefSeq, a predicted model, not a curated record
UUAAGAAGAAAAAAAAUCCAAAAAAAAAAAUCUCUCAACAAAUGGGUCCAUAAACUCUUACUAAUUCUUACAGACUCACUCAUGUUACUCUCUCUUCAUUAAAAAAAUAAAAAAGAGGAAAGAAGACGGCCUUUCUCUGUUUCUCCUGUCACCGAAAAAGCCUUUAUUAUUUCGACCGUUAAGUAUUUUAAAGUCGAAAACUGGCCCCCCUUUCUUUUUCUUUUUUUAUGGAAAGAAAGUUGAAUACUUUACCCCUUUUGACUUUCACGUCCACAUCAGAAAAAGGGUGUAUUAUCAAUCAGACCGUUCUCAAGUGCCACAAUAGCCGAGAGAUCUCAUUAGAUCAACGGUCAGGAUCUGUCGACCGUUACCACUGACAACACCUUUCAAUCUCACAAUUUCAAAUUUAAGGAUGUCUCCUUUCUUCUCUUUCUUCCAAAAACACAAACCCCUCUUUUUCUCUUUGCUCCUCAGAUGGGUUUUUUCUUCUUGUCUUAAUUCUCCAUACAAGUUUUCUUGAAAAUUUCUCAUUUCUCAUAGCUGAAAGAAACUCAUCUUGAAAAUCCAAGCAAAAUGGGGGUUGUUGAUUCUCCUUCUUCUUCAUCUCCAGUGACAAUUACAGUGACUUCAUCUCCAACUGGAGGAGGAUGCCAUGGUUUAACUAGUCCGGUUCGACGCCAUUCUUUGUCAACUAACCCCAAUUCACCUCUUAGCGGAAAAAAAUUCAGGGGGUCCUCUGGUGGAAGAUAUCUCUCUAUGUCUAAAGAGAGCACUGAUGAAUUUGUAGCUUAUACAGUUCAUAUUCCACCAACCCCAGAUAAUCGAACCGUCACAGAUUCUCAAAACAGCCCUAUUGGAAGUAGAAAAAGUUAUAGAAAUGAACAUCCGAGUGAAGGGUAUAUUAAAGAUACAAUCUUUACUGGAGGGUUUAAUUCUGUGACUAAAGCACAUGUUAGGAAGAGUUCAGAGGAUGAGCCUAUGGUUAUGAAGUGUAAAAACAUGUGUCAAAUGGAAGGCUGUGAUGAGAAAAAAGCUGAAGCUAAGUGUGAUUGUGGGUACAUAAUUUGCAGAGAGUGUUAUUUGGAUUGUGUGGGAAUUGGUGGAGGAUGUUGUCCUGGUUGUAAAGAGGCUUAUAGAGGGAUUAGCGAUGAUGAUGAGAGUGAUGAAGAGCCGAAAUCGGAAGCUAAAGAUCAGGCAAAUCCAUUGCCUUCAAAGGGAGGAAGAGGGAGAAUGGAGAAGAAUUUUUCACUAGUGCAGUCAUUCAAGAAUCAAAAUCAUGAUUUUGAUCAUUCAAGAUGGCUAUUUGAGACUAAAGGGACUUAUGGUUAUGGGAAUGCUUUGUGGCCUUCUGAUGGCUAUGAAGUUGGGAGAGGUGUUGAUAGAUCUUCAAAUCCACCAGAUUUUAGUAACAGAGGAAAUAGACCUUUGACUAGGAAAGUUGGAAUCUCAGCUGCAAUUAUCAGUCCAUACAGGUUGCUUAUGGUUCUUCGUCUUGGUGCAUUGGCUUGUUUCUUAACAUGGAGGAUUUCUCAUCCAAAUCAUGAUGCAAUGUGGUUGUGGAUACUGUCAGUCGUGUGUGAGGUUUGGUUUGCAAUAUCUUGGCUUCUUGAUCAGUUGCCAAAGCUCUGUCCUGUUAAAAGAAUCACUGACCUUUCUGUAUUGAAAGAAAGAUUUGAAAGUUCAGGACCAAACCUUCGGAAUCCAAAGGGAUUGUCUGAUUUGCCAGGCAUUGAUGUGUUUGUUUCAACUGCUGAUGCAGAAAAAGAACCACCCCUUGUAACUGCAAACACAAUCCUUUCCAUUCUUGCUGUUGAUUAUCCUGUUGAAAAGGUGGCAUGUUACUUAUCGGACGAUGGAGGUUCUUUAGUCACAUUUGAAGCUCUUGCAGAAGCUGCUAGCUUUGCAAGAAUAUGGGUUCCCUUCUGCAAAAAACACAACAUAGAACCUAGAAAUCCUGAGGCAUACUUUGGGCAAAAGCGCGAUCCAUUGAAAAACAAAGUCAAACUUGAUUUUGUCAGGGAUAGGAGAAGGGUGAAGAGGGAAUAUGAUGAAUUCAAGGUGAGGAUAAAUGCCUUGCCAGAGUCAAUAAGGCGACGAUCAGAUGCUUAUAACACCCAACAGGAGAUACGGGCUAAGAGAAAACAAGCUGAACUUGGAGAGGAUCUCUCUGAACCGAUCAAGGUCCCUAAAGCUACUUGGAUGUCUGAUGGGACCCAUUGGCACGGUACUUGGUCAUCAGCAGAAGAAGGCCAUUCUAGAGGUGAUCACGAGGGUAUUAUACAGAUCAUGUUGGUUCCUCCAAAUGCAGAGCCACUUUACGGGAAUGAAGUAGAUGAAAAGAACAUGAUUGACACAACAGAUGUUGAUGUAAGAAUGCCAAUGCUGGUUUAUGUUUCCAGAGAAAAGAGACCUGGUUUUGAUCACAACAAGAAAGCUGGAGCCAUGAAUUCUUUAGUUCGAGCCAGUGCAAUUAUGUCAAAUGGUGCAUUCAUUCUCAAUCUUGAUUGUGAUCAUUACAUCUAUAACUCAUUGGCUUUAAGAGAGGGAAUGUGCUUUAUGCUUGACAAAGGUGGUGAUAGGAUCUGUUAUGUUCAGUUCCCUCAGAGGUUUGAGUGUGUUGAUCCAAAUGAUCGAUAUGCAAACCACAAUACAGUUUUCUUUGAUGUUAGCAUGAGAGCAUUGGAUGGUUUGCAAGGUCCAAUGUAUGUAGGAACAGGCUGCGUUUUCCGAAGAAUUGCUCUUUAUGGGUUUAGUCCACCAAGGGCAACUGAACACCAUGGAUGGUUUGGUAGCAGAAAGACUAGAAAGCUUCUGAGGAAACCUAAUGUUCAAAAGGAUCAAGAGGAUGAUGAGAUGUUUUUGCCAAUGAUUGGGAGUAAAGAUGAUGAGGAGGAAGUAAGCAGAUCCUUGCUUACAAAACAGUUUGGAAACUCUACUCCGCUUGUUGACUCUAUUGCUGUAGCUGAAUUUGGAGGAAGGCUGCUACAUGAGUUGCGAGGCAAAGGUUGUCAGGGAAGGCCAGCUGGUUCUCUUGCUGUACAGCGCGAGCCAUUGGAUGCUUCAGCACUUGCUGAGGCAGUAGGUGUCAUAAGUUGCUAUUAUGAGGACAAAACCGAGUGGGGGAAAAGAGUCGGAUGGAUAUAUGGUUCGAUCACAGAAGACGUCGUGACAGGUUACAGGAUGCACAAUAGGGGUUGGAGAUCAAUUUAUUGUGUCACAAAAAGAGAUGCAUUUAGAGGUACAGCACCAAUCAAUUUAACAGAUAGGCUCAUCCAAGUUCUCCGAUGGGCAACAGGUUCGGUUGAAAUCUUCUUUUCUCGCAACAAUGCUCUAUUUGCAAGUCCAAGAAUGAAGUUUCUGCAGAGGGUGGCAUAUUUCAAUGUGGGAAUGUAUCCCUUCACUUCAGUUUUCCUCCUUGUCUAUUGUGUCUUGCCUGCACUUUCACUCUUCUCAGGAAAAUUCAUUGUGCAGUCCCUCAACAUCACCUUUUUGGUGUUCCUGCUCGCGAUCACAAUCACCCUUUGCAUGCUUGCUAUUCUUGAAAUCAAAUGGUCAGGAAUUACCCUUGAAGAUUGGUGGAGGAAUGAACAGUUUUGGUUGAUUGGUGGAACAAGUGCACAUCCUGCUGCUGUGAUACAAGGACUAUUGAAAGUUAUAGCAGGAGUUGAUAUCUCAUUCACAUUAACAUCAAAAUCUUCUGCACCAGAUGAUGGUGAAGAUGAAUUUGCUGAGCUUUACGAGUUUCGUUGGACGGUCCUAAUGAUUCCACCAAUCACAAUCAUAUUGCUUAACAUGAUUGCAAUUGCAGUGGGAACAUUCAGGACUGUAUACAGUCCUUUCCCACAAUGGAGCAAGCUUCUUGGAGGUGUAUUCUUCAGUUUUUGGGUGUUAUCUCAUCUCUAUCCUUUUGCAAAAGGUUUGAUGGGGAGAAGGGGAAAAGUUCCUACCAUUGUCUUCUUAUGGUCUGCUCUCAUCUGUAUUGUGGUCUCGUUGCUCGCUGUUUAUGUAUACCCUCCUUCAGGACAUCAAGAUUUCACAAGUUUUCAGUUCCCUUGAGUUUGUACAUGGGUUGUUGUUGUUGUGUUGUCCACCUCGGCAGCUCAGUUAAGCUCACAUUCUUGAGAGUAUGAAGUUUCUCAACUUCAUCUCACUGUCUAAUGUUCUUUUUUCUCUUUUAAGAUCUAUGUUACAUAUGAAAGUUUAUUCUUUUUAAGAUGUCUUUUAAAUGUUACACAUGAAAGUUUAUUCU